This is a messenger RNA of Paralichthys olivaceus (Japanese flounder), 2342 nucleotides long. RefSeq names its product maturin, neural progenitor differentiation regulator homolog (Xenopus) (gene mturn). NCBI's taxonomy places the organism in Eukaryota, Metazoa, Chordata, Actinopteri, Pleuronectiformes, Paralichthyidae. The record is from RefSeq and is a predicted model, not a curated record. Gene Ontology annotation, biological process: positive regulation of megakaryocyte differentiation; regulation of signaling. Gene Ontology annotation, cellular component: cytoplasm.
UAGAGGUGCGCGUAAAGUGUGUGUGUGCCCAGGGGCAGCGCGUCAAGACGCACGGAGAAGUGACACCACACUGGGCACGACCAGGAUCGGGACACACUUGCCUUUUUUGGAGCUGGUUAUUUUCCUGCUUGACGCAGCUCCACAUGGGAUUGACAGUUGGUUUCCUUCGCCCCCUGGUGGUGAGGACGCAGGAGCACAGCGGUUGCAGGUUCGGAUGAAACACUCAUUGAGGCUGCAGUGAGAAAGUUGCAUGGGAGUAGGCCUGGUUAUGGACGGCUGCCCGGCUCCUCUAUUCGUCAUCGCGUUUCAUCCAGCGUCCUCCUGCGUAUGCAUGCAUGCGACCGACGGGCUGAUUUCAUAACGUGGGGAGGAAGAGGAGAGGAAUGGGGCUCUGAGAGCGGAUGAGCAGCAGACCCGGUACAGGCUCCGUGCACCAGACCCGGUACAGGCUCCGUACAGCAGCGGUGUUCAGGCUCUCUUUGCUCCCGGGCCAUGCAGACGGUGCGCUAGAGGAGAUGCGUUAGUGGAGGCUGCUGCUGAUGCUGCUGGAGCUGCUGCCGCUGUCCGAUCAGCUCUUAUCUGCGUCUUGAGCAUCGUCGCCACAGCCACGGCCACAGAAAUCGAGAUCAAGCUCCGGAGCCAGGGCCACCGCAGCGCGGAUCACCGCACAGGAGGAUGGAGUUCAAGCAUCUGGUGGAGGCGGCGGAGAAGUGGUGCUCCGGGAACCCGUUCGACCUCAUCUUCGCCGAGGAGGACGACGAGAGGCGGCUGGACUUUUACGCAGAGCCCGGCGUCUCCUUCUACGUGCUGUGUCCCAGCGGCACCGACAGCUUCCACGUGUGGAGCGAGAGUGAGGACUGCCUCCCCUUCCUGCAGCUAGCCCAGGACUACAUCUCCUCCUGCGGGAAGAAGACUCUACUGGAGGUGCUGGAGAAGGUCUUCACGUCCUUCAGGCCCCUACUGGGUCUUCCAGACUUAGAAGAUGACAGUUUUGAGCAUUACCACACUGACAUGGAGGGGGAACCAGGGCCGGACCAACAGCAGAUGGGGGUCAGCCAGCAGUGAUGAGCCCCAAGAAGGGGGCCGUGCAGCUGCGGGUAGAGCUGCCUACAAGCCCUGGGCCUCUUAUCCAAACACACAUACACACACACAAACACGUAGUCAACUUGCUAAUAAUGCACCACCAUGUUCUUGAAUGUCUCAGUGGCUUUGCUUCCCAAAGAGUGCACACCGUUGCACUUUGUUGCCCCCUACUUAACACACACACUGGCUACGUGAGCUGUAGCCAUGUACAAUGCAAGAAUCAUAAUCAUUCACCAUUUGGUUAGUUAAAGUUCCACAGCACAGCAAUAUUGGCCUUGGCCUUGGCUUUGUUAUGCAGAAAUGCAGUCAGAUAAACACCCCCCCCGUGGCUCUGGAGAUGAAUGUGACAGAUAUGCUACUUUCUUUACCCGUCUAUAGACAUGGAGGCUGCAUGAAUGCCAGACGAAGCAUACGCAGGUGACAACCGACAGUUCGCUGCUUCGUUUGGGGCAAUGGGAGUGACGCAAGAAGGCGAGGAAGGAGGGAGGUAUAUCACAACAACAGAGGGGCAGAACUUUCCACUUCAUGGAGGGAGAGACAGAGGGAACUGAGGAGUGAGGGUGCAGAGUUGUGACGUAGUUUUAGGUGAAGCUGCUCUCAGUCCCUUUUCAAAACCAAUAGCUGGCUCCCCGUGUGCAGCUCUGCAGUAACAUGGGUCACAUUUUAGAGGCGUGUUUCUUCGUGUACGCGAGUGUAAAAGUCAGUCCAUGGGGACGUUUUUAAUCAGUGUUACUAUCCUAUGGCCAUCACAACAAAGGCUCACGCUGAAGAUGACACUUCCCUUGUUUGUCUCGCUGUCACAUGACACCCUUAGUUCUGCUGUCCUGUCGUCUUCCUGCCCACUUUCUCUUCUGAGUGUGUUGUUUUGAAUUGAUCUGCGCUUUUCGAGGUUCCUCCUGAUCGUGAAUUUUGACGAGUGCACACCCACACACACCUCCCCCCAAGUGAUAUCUCAGGGGAAGGGAAAGCAUUAGUGGUGACACCCCUCCCCCUGCCUGCCCUGUACUUUCUAAACUGACAGUGUGUUGUUGUACUUCACAUUCAGUGCACUGCCACGCUUCAGGCCCCCUUCGCCCCCCCACCACUCCACCCACACUGCAAGACUGUAUCAUAUUUAUCCUGACCCGCUCACUUUGGCUUGUAAACGUUUUUGUCUUUUUAUUGCCUCUUAGAAUGUUUCUCAUACAGUGUAUCCUCUGUUUGGCCGCCGACGUGUGUGAAAUUGUUCAAUAAACCGUGUGAACAGAGCGUUCCUCAGG